Punica granatum (pomegranate) is the source of this 1252-nucleotide messenger RNA. The record is from RefSeq and is a predicted model, not a curated record. Lineage: Eukaryota; Viridiplantae; Streptophyta; Magnoliopsida; Myrtales; Lythraceae.
CAGACAGAGACCAUCACCCACAACCACUUCCACGGUUCUACCUAUCAUGAAACAGAGGAGCUUGUCCUUCUUCCUCUUUAAGUUAUGUUCGAUGUUCUCUCCUCUCUUUCACAGCCACAACCAAAUUACACGCAUCUCUCCGAUCGCUCUGCCUCUCUCUUUCUCGCACACACAUUCAGUAUAGAAAGAAGAGCAGCCAUGUCUGAAAGAAUCUAUCCUGCUUCCAGGCCCGCCGCAAAUGGCACCGCGUCUGUCGCUGCAGCCACAAAACCGCCUUUCCCCGCCACCAAGGCCCAGCUCUAUGGCACCACCCGCCCCACCUACCGCCCCCAACCCCAAUCCCACCGCCGCCAGGGCUGCUGCUGCACCCUCUGCAUCUGGCUCACGCUUACCGUCAUUGCGCUCCUUUUCCUCGCCGCCAUUGCCACCGCUAUCCUCUACCUCAUGUACCACCCUCAUCGCCCCACCUUCUCGGUUACUGCCCUCAAGAUCUCCGCCCUCAACCUCACCUCCUCUUCCCUCACCUCCAAGUUCGACGUCAGUGUCACCGCUCGGAACCCCAACAAACACGUCACCUACUCAUAUGACCCUGUCUCUAUCUCAAUCUACACGAACAAGAUCGACAUUGGUGACGGCAGCAUCCCGGCAUUCGUCCAUGGGAAGGAGAACAUCACCUCGCUGAGGACCUCAGUCAUCAGCAACAAGCAACAGCUGGAUAGCAACUCGGCCGGAACUCUGAGGUCGCAGCUAAAGAGCAAGAACUUAGAUAUGGAGAUUAAGAUCGACACGAAGGUGAGAGCGAAGAUGGGAGGUAUGAAGACGCCGAGGGUCGGUAUCAGGGUCACGUGUCGUGGGAUUAAAGCGAGUGUGCCAACUGGGAAGUCUUCUUCCAGAGCUUCAACGGCCAAUGCGAAAUGCAAGGUCGACAUGAGGAUUAAGAUCUGGAAAUGGGUGUUUUAGGCAAAUGCAGAAGAAGACCUGCGGACAGAGAGGAGGAAGAAGAAAAAGAGGAAACAAGCUGGUGGAAUUUCCUUUUACUGUUUUGUAAUGUAAUACAACACUUUGCAUGAUGUUCAAUGUGUUUCUUGUUAGUAAAUCUCGUCCAGUGGGUGGAAUACUAUUCCAGUCCUCCUUUUCCUUUCGUUUUUGUUUUUGUUUUUUUUCAUUUUUUUCAUUACAAAAUAGACCUUAGACCUAAUACAGUGAAAUAUAAAUUUUAAAAAUCAAUAAAGAGACACGAAUAAUUACAUGA